Mytilinidion resinicola is the source of this 718-nucleotide messenger RNA. RefSeq lists its product as uncharacterized. The transcript has a single exon. Bases 107 to 517 code for a protein of 136 amino acids. The record is from RefSeq and is a predicted model, not a curated record. NCBI's taxonomy places the organism in Eukaryota, Fungi, Ascomycota, Dothideomycetes, Mytilinidiales, Mytilinidiaceae.
AGUAUUUCCUCGUCUUCAUUUCCUUGCAUUUGUUUCUAUUUUUCUCCUAUUAAACUUCGACCACUCGCUACCUUCAAACCUAUUAAUCGACCAAUCAACUCUCAAAAUGAAGUCUUUCGCCACUAUCGCCCUCACCCUCCUCGCCGCCGCCACCACCAUCUCCGCUCGCCCAAACAUCAUGGAGCGCCGCCAGCCCGCCGUCCAGAAGGUCAGCGUCCAGCUCACCAACGAUCGCACCGGCAGCAACGCCGUUUUCAACGCAGCCCUCAACAAUGGCGCCGUCCCGAUUGUCGAUCUCUUCCUCGGCAGCGCUGUCGACUUCGGCGGCGUGGUACUCGCCUCCAGCGCCCAGUUCGUCGGCACUAUUCUACCCGGAGCGGCUUGUGUUAUCAAAGGCAAUGAUGGGAGGGUAUUUGGGGAUAUCAAUGACCGCAAGACAUUUACCGAUUUGGAUGGGGAUGCGGGCAAUGCGGUGCCGCAGAACUUGAACGAUGCCACUUUGGAGUGCCAGCUUUGAAUAUAAUGAUUGUAGCGCUGUAUAGAGAAAGUAGUGGGAUGUUGAGACGUAUUUUGCAUUGAGUUUGGGCCACGGUUUCAUAGCGGGUUUUGAUUUUAUGGUUUUGGGGAUUCAUUAUAUUUGGACUGGAUCAUUGUUAGGGCGGAAAUUCACUUCACGUCGCUCGUUUGAAUUACUUAGAGCUGAUGUAUAUCAUUUGGC